UCUGCUGAUACCAUUGUGUAGGUGAAUGAAUGAGCUUCCAAAAAUGUUUGCAUAAGGUGGUGGGGUUUGUGGUGAUUAAUAUUGUUAUAUAAAUUAUAGUGGGUAAUCGGUUAGGGAGAAAGCUUGAAUAACUUUGAUAAGAAAAAUUUGUCCAUAUAGUUCCAGAGAUAAUUGAUGUUACACAUUUUUUUCACGAUCACCCUUGUUUUAGCCUCGAGAUCAGGCCGAUUAAAAUACGGCCUGGUAUCUAUUGCAUGGGUGAUAGUACACAUGCGCAAACUAAGUUCCCCAGAAUCUGGGGAAUUCGUUAUACUUUAGUAAACCUUUGUAAAAUUAUACCGUAAACUAGUUUGUUUACUAGUUUCUUUCACAAAUACUUGUCUCCUGUGAAACUGUGGCUUAUACUCUCUAUUGCGUUGUCGAGAAGGCUUGCACACUAUUCUGAAGCCAGAAGAGGCUCUCAUCUACCUCUACGAUGGACCUAUGGUUGCAGUUGGAAGCACAUAAGUCAAAGGCUUGCCAUAGUCUGUACAGAAACCAAGUUCAAAACAUCACGACCAUCCAACCAUCAUAGAUAGAUGAGAGCCUCUUCUGGCUUCAGACUAGUAUGCAAGCCUUCUCGACAACACCGUAGAGGGCCACAGCUUGCUAGCUAGCUAGCUAUAAAGCUUCGUGCGCAGUAGAUAGUACACGGGCGUGGACAGGUCACGCCUAUGAUUAAUUACACAUGCAAUAGAUACCAGGCCGUAUUUUAAUCGGCAUGGAUUCGAGGCUACUCUCGUUUUCACCUACUAGUAAAUGGAUUUCCCACAAUAACAGCUUUUGGGAAAAGUUUUUGAUUAAUGUUGUAGCUUAUUCAUUCACCUACACAAUGGUAUCAGCACAAUUUCUUAGAAAUGUUCCAAUCUUGAGAUACAUUUAAGCACAACCACUCACACAUUUGUGGUAUAUUCUACUCUCUUGACUGGAUGCACUGUGUGGGUAAUGGAAUCAGGAAACAUCUACGUAUAAUAAUGCUUGCAUGUAAAGAGGGGUACAUGUGGCUCGCAGUGACUGCAAAUCUAGCAUUGCAAUUGCAUCAAUAACUGUAAUGGCAUUGCUAGUUGGGCGUGGCCCGACCUUCCGUUAGGACGAGAGGUCGGGUUUCAGCUAAUGUUAGGAUUUGUCUUGCUGCAUUACUGGAGAACGAAACUUACGGCUGUCAGAAUGCCCUCCCACCCAGAGGUGAUCACAGGUAUAAUUAUAGAACCCCUCUAGAUCUGGGCUGUUUUCCUUGACUCAGUACGUUAUUUUAUUCUUAUUUUGCAAGCGUCUAAUUCUUAGCCUGAAAAGAAAAACGUUUCGUGUAGCCCUCUAGUAUGGUAAGAAAUAUUGUAUAUUAUUACACAGAGCUAGAAGUAUUUUAGAUGAAGAUUGGUACUAAUAAUGCACCAAUAUUGGUCAUUACCGUAUAGUGUGUAAUUUUCGUGGGGCAAAAUGCACUUGUUCCAAAGGUGGCCAGAUUAACGAAGGUCUACUGUAACUCUUCGCAAAGACAAACAAACACCUAUACCGGUACUUGUAUAACAUCACGAUUCUUGCCAGCAAGCAAAAAAAGAAGUGUUAAAUUCUCUGCUGAUUUGGCUCAUUCGAAACUUUCAUACAUGAUUCAUGUACAGUAACAUGAGCAGUAAUACAGUGUUCAGCUUAUAUACCCAUCAUGCAACUAUACGCCUAGCUGUGGAUUAUUUCUGAUCAUUAUGGCCUACAGCCAAUGACAUCCAUCAAAUCCACUCAUGUGACAGUACUUUAAUGACUUGAUGAUCAUCAUUCAAGUCAUCCCGCCUCUCAAAAGUGCAGCUUGAAGCUAGGUAGCUUUUUUAUACCGUAUAGUGGGUAAUUUUCGUGGGCAAGCUGACCUCCACAAAAUUUUAACGUAGGCGUGGCUUACCGGAAUGUAUGAAUGCAGUGCAGGCAACGAGACUAAACGAAAUUUUGACUCACGAAAACCAACCGUUUUCCAGAUAAACGAAUUUUUACCCCACGAAAAUUACCCGCUAUACGGUAAUCUGAAAACUAGCUUGAACAGGUUUUCAGCUUCAUGAUCAGCAAUCAAACUUUUGCUGGUGCAAACUUUUAUAUAUAACACACUUAGCUAGCCAAUGCUGGUGCACUUGGGAUGAUGCAAUAAUGCUCCAGCGUAACUGUAACUAAGAACAUUAUUGCAUCAUCCUCGUGCACACAUUAAAACACUUAUCGCUAGCUAAGUGUGAUAUUACUUUGGGGCUGAUGCCUCGGUGGAGGUGCCACAGCUACACAAUAAAGCUACUAAUAGCUUUUACACACACAUUAUAAUUAUCAUGAAGAAUAUUAUUUUGCUGCAUGCAAACUGAGUGGGUAAUGAUCGAUCCAUGAUUGUUGUUAAAAACGAUCGAUGCCAAAAGUUCAAGUCUAAAAUUAAUGGCUGCAUCAACAGGCAACUCUCUUCUCACUCUUGCAGCUACCAAUAGCUAGCGUUCUAGUGCAGAGCUAACUACUAAGUAGAGUAGCAACACUCGAUGAACAAGUUUUGCUACGCACUCUUCUGAAAAGGCUGCAAUGGCAUUCCAAGUAAGCACAACUAGGCAUAACUCGAGAACGAAGCAUUAUAUAUAUUUGCAAAUCCACGAAUCCAUACCAAACUUUCCUAUAACUAUACACUAAAGCCACAGUGACGUAUUUGAAUCUUUAUACCCUUACAACGAAAGUACACUGUUGUAACAAUCAUGCAUUAAUUGAAUCCAUAUUGAUAUGUAGCCUUGGAACAGGGACCCCCAAAUAAACAUUUGUGUGCACCAUCUUUUAAUUCAAGAUUUAUUGUUACUACAAAAUCUGGAAAUUGAAACACGAUAUCUGCCCACUCACUGUACGUGUCAUCCCCGCAAUGAUUAUUAUCAGAGGUGCAUAUUGGGACUACAUUCAGUUGCUGAGGGUAUUAUCAUGUGAAGUUAGAGUUGUGUUUUUACUUUACCACUGGAGUUGUGUUUUCACUUUACCACGUACUGAUUGUGAGAGAUAACGAUCAUAUACCUCUUCCACCACUCUUUGUGUCGCAUAUUCUUCAUCUCUAACUCUCCCUUUAUACCAGUUGGCAGUGAUACAGUGAAGAACAAAUGCAACUGUGCAUAGCCCAGUUUUCACAGACAAGGCAACAAACACACUUUGAUAGAAUGCGUUAACAGCUUUACUUGCUAGGACUGCUGAUAGAAUAAGAACCGUGAAGAAGCCAACACAUAGACCUCUAAUUUUGUAUGGAGAUUGUGCAUACACAAACUCCAAGGCUGAUGUAAGUAGGGAUUGUUUGAUUAAGCCGUCUAUCACUGAAUUUAGUACAGCAGAAGUCCAUUUGAGUGCUAUUAGCUUGCUCCAUUGACUGAUGUAAUUUUGGGCUAUGACAAAACUCAGGCAUGUUAAGCUUACUAUUGUACUCGCAACAGAUGAGAUGCCGAUUCUCUUAAGAAUAGUUGGAAUCUUGUUUCUGACUAAAGGAUAGACAAGAAACUCGUAAGCAAAAGUCCCUAUUAACAGGCACCAGGAAUUGCCGUAUGUAAACCUUAUCACUAUCUCGUCACUGCAAGCAUUAACAAGUGUUGAAGGAAUUGAAUUGAUAUGGGAAUCAAGUUGUGUUGCAAAGAGUACAAACCAUAUUGUAAAGCUCACCAGAGUUAAGCGUGCCGUAGUUUUGACAUCUUCAACUUCUUCUGUGGUGAAUGGUCCACCGUACUUAAUCUUUCCAAGAUCUAAUCGGGAGGGAAUUUCUUCUUCCCAGUAAGUUAGUGCACUGCGGUUGAGAGGUGUUUUGUGCUUCACUGCAAACUUGACAAUUCGGUGCAUUGCUUUUAGUGACUCUAUUGCGUUUGCUGGCUCAAUUAUUAACCACUUUGAUGAUUGAAUGAAGUCUAGGAUAAGAAUUACACUCAUGCACAAAACAGUGAGCAAGCUCCAUGUUAGGUUGACAUCAGAUACCGAAAACAUCUCUAAACAAUCUUUGUCAACCCUUUUUCUUAACAGAUCACUAAACCAGUAACCAAAGAACCCGCAAAACACAAACCAUGCAAUGAAACUUGUAAUACUAGAAGACGACGCAUCAGGCAUCUGGUCCAAUCCCAAUUGAAGGAUAUUAACUAUGCACAGUGUAAUUCCAAUUAUGGCCAAAAUUGUAAUAGCGACAAAUGAACUCAAAACAAUAUAGUCUUCGGCUUUAGGCACUGUUUCAAGUAUCAAAAGGCAUAAACAUGUAAAUACUGUUGAAAUGAACAGUAAAACAAAUCCCACUCUAAUGACAGGGUAUUUUCCAAAUUUGACAUCUGCUAGUAAUCCUGAGACAAAUGCUAAAAUGGAAGUUACAAAAAAUGGAAUUAACGUGAGCCAUGAGUUGACUUGUAUUGACAUUGAGUAUAAAGAUGCUCCAAUUAUGUUUAUAAGGGAGCAGGUCACUACACUUAGCAGUAGCACCCACACAAGAACAAGGAGUGCUCCUUUUGAGUAGAAAUAUCUCACUCUGUGCUUGCACUUACACCUAGUCAUUUUUACUCUACACUUCUCUGAGUCUUACUUGUAGAUUAUUGGAUGCUCGUUACAUUUUAUAGUCAGCUUGCAAUUGUUAGGUAUAUUAUAGUUACUGAUUAUUAUUAUGUUUCUCACUGUGGGACUGUUUGUUGGAGGAGGGGGGGGGGUCAUUGUAAUAUCACUGACAAGAACAUUUUCACAUUCAAUAAAUCUAAUCUGUGUAUAAAAAUUAUAGUCUACAUGUACAUGCAUGAUUAACCAUAUUUUGCUCUUGAAACAACUGCAUGAGAUUUUGUAGAUAGAAUCUGUAUUCAUUGUUUGUUGCUCAAGAAGGGUACUAUAGCCCCCCCCAUAUGCGUGCACAUGUUUGAUAAAUGUUUCUAAUUUAACGUGUUGCCGUGCAUGGUGUAUUGUCGCCCAGUUUGGUUUUAUGUAAACUCCUUUACUUGUAUGGUGGGCUGCUAACAUACAAGGGAACAAUAGGGCAGGCUGACUCAUAUUGUCUUUUAUCACAUCUGCCUGGUGAGUCAUGUGAUUAAAAGUUUGCUUUCAUAGUAGAACUACGAGUAGCCUCCUUCACAAGGCCUCAAUCCUGGAAUCGAGGCUAAACUACAAGGUGCACUGGACCCUAAUUGCUAUCACGUAAGUGAUCCCAGAAUGAGAUCAAUAGAUAAAAUGUUUCUGGGAUGGCUGUUGAUGGUUUUAUGCAGUAUUCUUUGGGUUCAAUUUGUUAUGCCACAGUUGGAAACUGAUGAUUACCACACGAUAGAGGAAGCCCUAUGUAGGUCCACUCGAACCAUUGGCACAGCAAAUCUCUUGCUUCAUUCCAACAUUACUUACCUGGUUCAUCCUGGGGAAUUUUGUGUUGUUGAAAACUCCCAAAAUAUACACAUAUAUGGGAACAAUCCUAGUUCACCUACCCUUGUUAAGUGCCUUGCCCAAAAUAGUAGCUAUUCUUCACGAGGAUUUGCUUUUAUAAAUGUCUCAAAUUUGACAAUAGAGAAUAUCAUAUUCAACGAUUGUGGAGGAAUAACUGUGUUUGAUACCGGUUUCUCUUUUGAUGCAACAUUGUCUGCUUCUCUUUUUUGCAAUCACUGCGUAGAUGUAACUCUCCGGAAUAUAAUUAUUACGAACUACUGGGGAUUUGCAUUUGUUGGUUGUAAUCUUUUUGGUGACACUUACUUUGAUAGACUUGUAAUUCGGUCCAACAGAAAUGUUAACAUUUCUUCAUCUCUCUGCUAUGAUAACAUGUUGGGCCACAAUGUUUGUAUUGGUAGUGGAAUGCUUUUUGAUUUUUUUGAUUCUGAAUUGGCACUAAAUUCCAGCGAGAUUGUUGUGCAAGACUCAGAUUUUAUCGACAACCAUUACGAACAUUCUGAAAUGUACGAUGAAAAGUGCACAGAUGUGUUCUUCUAUGAUUCUCAAGCUCUACUAAACUCUUUUCCAGGUGUGGGAGCUAUGACAAUUAUGUUUGAACAAACAUUGUUUAGUGUUUCAGUAACAAUUGAGAGAUCAAAGUUUGUCAACAAUAAGGGUAUAUGCUAUGGGAGUACUGCAGCUUUUUAUCUUGGCUUACCCAGUCUAUCAACUCUAAACAUUAGCAAUUCUCUGUUUCUCAAUAAUGUAGCACUGUACAGUGACAUUUUAUCCAACCAAAACUUUUUUGGUAGUGCUAUCACAAUUUUUAUGAUGUUUCUUGAAGGCCGCACAGAAUUUUACAAUUGCACUAUCAUUCAAGACUCUACGUUUACUCACGACUGUACCGACUGCAGUAGUGCUUUGUUUAUAUCAAUUUCACAGUUACCACUAAGUAAUGGUUUUUGUAGAGUUACACUUGAUAACCUUACAUCCAAAUCGGACAUUCUAUUUCUGCGUGCGGAAUCAGUGGGUGCAAUACGACAGUUACUGUUUCACUUGAAAGACUUGAAACUGUUUGGUUUGAAUCAACAUAGCAAUUCCAAUAACAGUUACCAUGGUGUUAUUGAACUGUUGAACAUUCAAGAAGCUGUUGUGGAAGGAUCGUCGCCGACUUCGAGUGUGUUUAAAGAUCUAGUUGGACCUGUGAUAUCAGUUACGAAAACUUUCCUAUUUUUUCGAGGAAACGUCUCAUUUCAAAACAAUUUUGGGCCAUCUUGGACAAAUGGAGCUGCCAUACAGCUGUAUGACUCAUUCCUGAGCCUGGUUGAACCAACAACACUUUUUUUUGAUAGUAAUGUUGCAGUGUUUGGUGGUGCUAUAUAUUCGUAUGGUGAUGAGCAAUUAUCUUCGUUUUGCUCUAUACAGUACUCCACAAACUUAAUUUAUACGUUGGAAAAUGUUACUAAAAUGGAUGCUCGUAUGAUUUUUCGAAAAAACUCAGCUGUACUUGGAGGUAAUUCAGUAUACGUUGGUAAUCUUUAUAAUUCUAGUGUUCGAAUCAGUAAAGGAAUUUUGAUCAGCUCAAAACAUGUUGAUGCUAUUUACGAUGCCAUUUUUGUGUUUGAAGAGACAGUUGAGAAUCAUCUACAAGAAGUGUCGUCAGUUGGUGAAAAUGUGUGCCUGUGCUUAUCGAAUGAUAGCUUUGAUUGUACUGGCAGGACAUACUUGGAUCACCCAUUGCAUACUUAUCCUGGGAAAACCAUCUACUUGAAUAUGAUAGCAUUAGAUAAGGUUGGAAAGCCCGUCUACUCCACCAUAUUUGCAAAUGUUGGACGAAAUUUCCCCUACAAUAAUGAUCUAGACUGGAACCUAGCCUAUGGACAAGAUGUAAUUCUGAUGCACAAAAGUAAUUGUAAAAAUGUAUCAUUCAACAUUUUAAGUAUCAAUAAUACAAACACUCUUGGAAUAUUAAGCACGUAUGUACAAGGCUCUGACAAGAGUAAAAGUAUGGAUAUUCCCGUUUUCCUACAACGCUGCCCUUUGGGUCUACAGAAACCUUCAGGGGUAAAUUCCUGUACAUGCUCAGCAUUACUUCAAAAGUUUGGCGUGACUUGUGAUGUUAAUGAAGGUACUGUUACUAUUCCACCUACCUCGUGGAUUGGUGCCAUCGAUUUGGACAUCAAUGCAACAGCACUAGGAUUCUCAAACCACUGUCCAAUUGAUUUUUGUAAACCUAAGGUAUAUACAUUGCCGCUGGAGAGUUCAACAAUUUGUAGCGUGAAUCGUGAAGGUGUUUUAUGUGGAAGAUGUUCUCCCCCAUACAGUGAAGUUAUUGGUGACUAUCAAUGCCAAAAGUGUUCUAAUUGGUGGUUGCUCUUGAUUAUUGUGUAUGCCGUUGUUGGUGUACUGUUGGUAUUCCUUCUUUUUUAUUUGAACCUAACACUCACCUCAGGCACUAUUAAUGGUGUAAUUUUCUACGCUAACUUCUUGUACAUCAACAGGAUACGAUUUCUUGGUACACCUGGAUUAAUUUGGCUGCAAAUUUUCUUCUCAUUUAUAAAUCUGCGUUUAGGAUUCCCUUUAUGUCUCUAUGAUGGCAUGACUACAAUAGUCAGCAGUCACCUUUCAUUUGUCUUCCCUUUCUACUUGUGGAUCAUUGCAAUUUCGCUAGUUGUGAUCAGUAGGUAUUCAAAUAAAGUCUCUGAUUUGUUUGGUAGGUCUGCUGUUCAUGUUCUUGCUACAUUGAUACAUCUGUCUUACAGUACUUUAUUGGCUUCUACUGUUGAUGGACUGGUAGUGAAUGAUGUCACUAUUGAACUUGAAAGAGGUGAGAUUUUUAAUCACAAAGUUUGGUACCUGGAUGGAAAUUUGACAUAUUUGGCAGAUGGACAUCUCACUCUCUUCAUGCUUUCUAUAAUUAAUCUUGUCUUCAUUUUACUACCUUAUACAAUACUGUUGACUGGAAUCAGAAUAUUCUCAAGAUUAAGGAUUGUAAAUCGCUUCAUGCCUCUUAUCGAUGUGUAUUGCGCACCAUACAAGGACAAGUGGCGAUUUUGGUUUGGAGCACGCUUGAUAGUACUUGUGGUGUUAUAUACUGGUUCUGCUUUACUUAGAAAUCACAUAUCCAGCUUAUAUUUCAUGAAGGUCGUGGUGCUGGUUUGUUUUACAAUUGCCCAGUUGGUGAUCAUGCCUUUCAAAAAUUAUUUCAUCAAUCUGCUGGAUGGAUUCUUUCUGGUCAAUGCCAUUUUUUUGUCAGCCACUGCCCUGUAUACACUGAACGAAAUUGACAAUCUCCGAAAAGGAACCAGCACACUUGUUGGAUUAGCUUUUCUUGUUUCUCUGUGUGUUCUGGUGUAUCAUAUUUGGGAUACCCGAUGCAAGCGAUGCAAAAUUACUAGGAAAUUAACUUAUAAUCGAAUUAGUGAGGGAGCUCAAACAGUAGACCAUGAGUUAAAUACCGAGAUUGAUACAACACAACCAUCUCAACCAGUUACUUUCCACGUUCUAAGCUACCAUCCAGAAAAACUAAGAGAAUCAUUGUUGGAUUCUGGCUCUGGGAAUAUUCAAGAGAGCUAUAACAACUGAAAAUCGGACCUAAAAAAAUAAUUGUGUGAUCCAAUAAUUAUGUGUAUUAACUAUUAAUUAUGAUGCCAGAGUUUUAUGGUGUGCAAGUUUUAUGGUGUGUAUGCCUUCUAACUCAUGUCCCACUUUUCUAAAUCGUUCCAGA
Halichondria panicea is the source of this 9112-nucleotide messenger RNA. RefSeq lists its product as uncharacterized. The transcript has 2 exons. Bases 5185 to 8970 code for a protein of 1261 amino acids. The record is from RefSeq and is a predicted model, not a curated record. Lineage: Eukaryota; Metazoa; Porifera; Demospongiae; Suberitida; Halichondriidae.